Acaulospora morrowiae is the source of this 1485-nucleotide messenger RNA. Lineage: Eukaryota; Fungi; Glomeromycota; Glomeromycetes; Diversisporales; Acaulosporaceae. The record is from the annotation of a GenBank genome assembly.
AUGAGAAUUCUUCCAUUGCCGUACUCACGUAAAAUCAUCUACUUUAACAAUGUCGCUUUUUCCAAAAGGUCAUCUUCCAGAGCUUUACUUUGCAAUUUUUAUCGCAUACUAUUGAUUCAUACACGACAUUCUUUGCAUAGUUACGGAGAUGGUAACGAGCAUCACAAAGAUAACAAUAACGAAAAUUCCAUUAGUUUUAGAGAUAGUAAUGUCACGGAUUCUCAUCUGGAAGGAGACACCGUUAAUUCAGGAGACCAUGUUAAUUCAGAAGAAAAAAUACCUUCGCAAGCGGGAGCUGAAGGGCAUGAUACACAACCCCACAAAUUUGAGGAUAAGUCACGGCAAUUCUUGGAUUUCCUACACGUGACGGUCAAAGGCGGUCACGGUGGCGACGGAUGCGUGGCCUUCCUCCGCGAAAAAGGAAAGCUACAUGAUCCACCCGCCGGCGGAAAUGGAGGUCGGGGUGGGCACGUAAUAUUCUCAUCCUCAGCCAAUCACUUCUCACUUUACUCAAUUCCUCGUAUUGUCACCGCUGCGGCUGGUGAAAACGGUAAGGGUCACAUGAGGCGCGGCGCGGCUGGAAAGGAUACUAUAAUUCAUAUUCCGUUAGGUACCAUUGUCCGUGAGAUUGAUCCUCCGAGUUUAUCUCAAAUUUUGGUAUAUGAAGAAGGAUGUCUUUUGGAAACUGACGAGAAGUUUAAAAAGAAAGAAAAGAAAGAGGUUUUGUACAAACAGAAUAAAAUAUAUUUUGAUCUAUCCGUACCAGAUGUUCGAUACAUUGUGGCUGGCGGUGGUAAAGGGGGAAAGGGUAAUCCACAUUUCGCCACCAAUGUCAACCGCUCACCUACUUUCGCAUCACGCGGAAAAGAGGGUAAGAUUCGGUAUCUUGAGCUUGAGGUGAAGACGAUUGCUGAUGUCGGAUUGGUAGGUUUACCAAAUGUAGGAAAAUCUACUUUCUUGUCGGCGGUUUCAAAUGCACAUCCAAAGAUUGCAUCAUAUCCUUUCACCACACUGAAUCCAUUUAUUGGAACCGUUGAUUAUAUAGACAGGUUUCAAUUGACGGUAGCAGAUAUUCCAGGGAUCAUGAAAGGUGCACAUAAGAAUUAUGGAUUAGGGCAUUCGUUUUUGAGGCAUGUAGAAAGAUCGAAGGUGUUAGUAUAUGUGUUGGAUUUGACAUCCGAUGAACCAUGGGAGGACUGGAAAACCUUGAUGAAGGAACUUGAACAAUAUAGGGAAGGAUUAACUAAUAGUCCGUCACUGAUCGUUGCAAAUAAGGCAGAUGUGACGGGAAAGGCAAAAAAGAAUUUUCCUAUAUUACAAUCAAAAGUUUAUGAUUAUGAGCAUGAACGAAGACAAACAGAGAAGGAAACAAAUUACGAUGGCAAACACGAAUAUGAAAUAAUACCAGUUUCAGCGAAAUAUCAUAAAAAUAUUGUAAAAGUGGCAUCUGUGUUGAGGAAAAUGAUUGAAGAGAUCAAAAUGUAA